AUAAUUAAGAUGGAUGUGUCCUUACAAAAGAAGAGGUGGAGACCUGAGAUUGCCCCGCCUACUGAGGAAAUCAUCACAGAGGGACAGAAACAGCUGAAGACUCUACUGGAUAAACAGCUCCAGAAAGACGUCACCAUUCAACAACAGUUGGCUCAAAAGCGGACUUUCACCUCUGCAUCAGCCCACUGCCCGGCAGUGAACUCACUGUCAGGACUGACAUCUCUGGACCAGUUUCAGGAGGUGGACAAACUAGAUAGCUAUACAGAGGAACUGAAGAAAUGUGGCUUAACAGAGGAGGAGAUUCAAAUUAAAUUGAUGGCUGAGGAUCCACACAAGCCACAGAAGAAAAGAAAUUUUGGUAUUAAUCCAUUAAUACUGAAUGAAAAAUUGAAGAAAAUAGAGGAAAAAAUUGAAAAGAAAAUGUUAGAAUUGAAUCAAAAGGAUAAAAUUCAUGGACAGAAAACUUUGACAAGACAUGAAAUGGAACUGGAAAGAUCACUUCUCAGAGAAUGUAACUCUGAUGAUAGCAAAAAAGUCAUUCAAGCAUUGACAACAGUUAAAGAUCCAAGGAAGACUACUCAACCAAAAGAUCCAAUGAACCAUCUUCCAGAAAUAUUAGAAAAUAUAAUCAGAAAGCCAGAGGGAUACAAAGGAAGAAAAAACAAACCAAAAGACUUAACCAGUAACUCUGAUGUACAAAGUGGAGUUGACGAAGCUAAGAAUAAACUGAAGGAUAGUUCUAGUAGUGUUUUAGAAGAAAAGCAAACAGAAGAAGAAUUCGAAGAGGAAUUUGGUGAAAUGGCAACAUGUGCACCAAGGCCCUUAACUCCUGUACCAGAGGUUUCUAUGGAGGACAUUCAGAAAAAUAAACUUACAACUGAAGAAAUUCAGAUGCUACCAAGGUUUGGAAAUUACAACCCUGGAAAUCCUAGUAAUGUUCUUUACUUAAAGAAUUUGUCAGGGAAAGUUCAUCAGCUGGACCUAGAAUCAUUAUUUAAGAAGUUCCAGACAGAGGGAUCAGGUGCCCUUACUUACAGAGUAAUGAAGGGCAAAAUGAAGGGACAGGCAUUUAUUACCUUUCCUGACAUUGCUACAGCAUCACAUGCCAUGGAGUGUGUGAAUGGUUACAACUUGAAAGGUAAACCUGUCAUUAUCCAGUUUGGAAGAAACAGCUCCAGUAACCAAUCAACAAUGUAAAAUUGUUUCAUUUAAAGAUAAA
Molecule: messenger RNA, 1219 nt
Organism: Saccostrea cuccullata (small rock oyster)
Lineage: Eukaryota; Metazoa; Mollusca; Bivalvia; Ostreida; Ostreidae
Product: RNA-binding protein 41-like
Exons: 5
Coding region: 10-1197 (395 amino acids)
Biological process (GO): mRNA splicing, via spliceosome
Cellular component (GO): U12-type spliceosomal complex
Molecular function (GO): U12 snRNA binding; pre-mRNA intronic binding
Source: RefSeq, a predicted model, not a curated record